AUGGCGCAGUUUUCCAGUUAUACAUAUGAGGACGGCUCUAUUAGAUUUCCGAGUGUUUUCUGCAGCUGUAAUAACACACUGGAAAUAUUGGAACUCAGUACUAUGCGUUUAGACUUCCCUUGUCGGGUUGGUUUGAAGUCCCUUAAAAAGCUGCACCUUAUAAAUGUGAAAUUCAGAGACGAGGAAUCUGUUUGCAAUCUUUUAAGUGGCUGCCCUAUUCUCGAAGAUUUGACUGUGGACCGAAGGGGCAAUUAUGAUGCAGAGACUUUCACCAUUGCGGUUCCAUCAUUACAGAGACUAACCAUAGUAGAUACAUUCCAAGGCAAAGCUAAUGGAGGCUAUGUGAUAAACGCCCCUUGUUUGAAAUACUUGAACAUCAAAGGGGUCGGGUUUGAAUGGUUAGGACUCCUCAGCCCAGGCGAGGGUUAUGGGUUUUUUCUGAUUGAAAAUGUGACAGAACAGCUGGUGGAGGCUAAAAUCGUAGGCGUUAUAAUUGAUAUCCAUGUACACAAUGAGGAUAUUUUGGCUUCUAUAACUUCAGUAAAACGUCUUUCUUUAGACUUUUCACCCUUUAAGAUCAAGUGUCCUACUGGUAUUACCUUCUAUCAGCUGGUAUCUCUGGAGCUGAAUACACGUAAAAAUGAGUGGUCGAGUCUACUUGCGCGCAUGCUCAAUAAUUCUCCUAAAUUGCAAAUCCUCAAGCUCAUUUACACCGAAAAUGAUUAUUAUAACAAUAGACCAAUAUUCUCCUUACGAUUGGACGGCGAAUGGAAGAAACGUCCAAAAUCUGUACCGGAAUGUUUGUUAUUCCAUCUUGUGACAUUCCAGUGGACAAAUUACCUAUGGGAACGAAAAGAAGAGGUAGAAGUGGCAAAAUACAUUUUAAAGAAUGCAAGAUGGUUGAAGAAAGCAACUUUCUAUACAGAACCGGAAGAUGUCGAAACCUUGGAAGAGAAACGUGACAUGCUAAACGAGUUGGCUAGAGUUAGGGCUUCAAAUUCAUGUCACCUCGUCUUUGAAUCAGCAUCCAACUAA
This is a messenger RNA of Eruca vesicaria subsp. sativa (arugula), 1035 nucleotides long. Lineage: Eukaryota; Viridiplantae; Streptophyta; Magnoliopsida; Brassicales; Brassicaceae. The record is from the annotation of a GenBank genome assembly.